Molecule: messenger RNA, 741 nt
Organism: Vicia faba (fava bean)
Lineage: Eukaryota; Viridiplantae; Streptophyta; Magnoliopsida; Fabales; Fabaceae
Source: the annotation of a GenBank genome assembly
AUGGCUCUUAUUAACAACAAUCAAGAUUCCAAUAACUCACACCUUCACCUUGUUCUAGGCUUAUCUUUAACCACUCCAAACGAAACAACCACCACCACCGUCGCAAAUCCCUACUAUUCCUCCUCCAACGAGCCAUCCUUAACUGUUACUGUUUCUUCGUUCUCCAAUGGGAGAAUACUUCACGUGAAAAGGGAGAGAGAUGAAGACGAAGACAUAGUAGAAGAAGAAGAAAGAGUUUCUUCAAGAAUAAUUAGCGACGAAGAUGAAGAUGGAACAAACGCUAGAAAGAAACUUAGGCUUACCAAAGAACAAUCUCUUUUACUUGAAGAAAGCUUCAAACUACACAGCACUCUCAAUCCUAAACAAAAACAAGCUUUAGCGAAACAAUUGAGUCUAAGGCCACGACAAGUUGAAGUGUGGUUCCAGAAUCGGAGAGCCAGAACAAAGCUGAAACAAACGGAGGUAGAUUGUGAGUUUUUGAAGAAAUGUUGUGAAACAUUAACAGAUGAAAACAGGAGGCUAAAGAAGGAGCUUCAAGAGCUGAAAGCAUUGAAACUAUCUUCACAACCUUUAUACAUGCCUAUGCCGGCGGCUACUCUUUCCAUUUGUCCGUCCUGCGACCGGCUCGGCGGCCGUGUCGCAGAAGGUGGUGGAUCGAAUAAGAAGAUUAUCACUGCUUUUACGAUGGCUCCUAAUUCUCCCUUUUAUAAUCCUUUCAAUAAUCCUUCUGCUGCAUGUUAA